Molecule: messenger RNA, 860 nt
Organism: Brassicogethes aeneus
Lineage: Eukaryota; Metazoa; Arthropoda; Insecta; Coleoptera; Nitidulidae
Source: the annotation of a GenBank genome assembly
AUACUCUUAGCAUUUGCAAAGUAAUAGUCGUUUUUAUAAUUCUGAACAAUGUUUAGGUUAAUACUUUUGUGCUGUUUAGUGGUUGCAAAUGCUGUGCAUUUACCGGAAAACUUUAAAUUAUGUUCGAAAAAAGACCCCGAUUUCGGAAACUGUGUAGGAACUAACAUGAUGGACGCCCUGUCAAAAUUAAAAGACGGUAACAAAAAUUUGGGUGUACCUUCCCUAGAACCUUUUUCCAUUGACCGAAUGGAAAUCCCCGGUAACGAAGCGGCUUCAGUAAAUCUAAACCAAAACUAUAAAAGCGUUAAAUUUUACGGCAUGAGCCAAGGAAUCGCCAAAAAUGUCAAGAUUGAUUUGGAAAAUUGUCACUGGAGUUUUAAUGCUAUUUCUCCAAAAAUCCAGAUGUUGUCUGAAUAUGAAAUGAAGGGGAAAUUAUUGGUUUUCCCUAUUAAUGGUUUUGGAAAAAGUAACACUACUAUGACUGAUCUUGACGUAAGGUACGAAAUUGACUGCUCAUAUAAUGAAAAAAAUGGCAAAAAAUACAUGAAAUUCGACAAAAUUAAGAUGAACAUGAAACCUGGAAAGGUAUACUUCAAUUUUGAAAAUCUAUUCCCAGGAAAUGCUCAGAUGAGUGCAACUUUGGAUAAAACAGUAAAUGAAAAUUCCGAAGUCGUCUUUAAUGAUGUAAAAAGUGCUUUUGAGGAGGUUUUUUCACAGAUUUGGAACAACUUGGCUAAUAGUGUAUUGUCCAAAGUACCUAUCGACGAAAUUUUCCUCAACUAAAUUUUUGUUUAAUUUUUUAUUAUAUUUUAACCCCCAAAAAUAUAGGUUUAAAAAUAAAAGACAUUCUUCAUAAAAAA